AUGCUGCGAAACCUUGUUCAAAAGAUACGAACACUGCUGACACCCUUCAUGUCAGAAAUCAAGGCUGCUCGAACAAAAGAGGACAAGAAAAUGGAAGAUCGUGAUGCUCAAUUGAACAAUUUUGCUCAAAGAAAAGCGUUGAAGACUAUGAUGGAAGAAGAAGAAGCAUCCGAAUCCGAGCAGAAAGCCGAGGAACAGCAGUCGUUGGGGAUGUCAAAAGAAAAAGCAGACAAACUACUCACCUCUAAGCCAACAUGGGCAGAUUUCAAAACAGGCCACCUGGUCAACAACGUGCACAGAAGAGUGCGGAACACUGUUGUUAAUGACGUCUCGUUUUGCAAGGCGUUUGGAAAAAUGUCAAAAUGCUAUGUCAUCUGG
Messenger RNA from Ostertagia ostertagi, 378 nucleotides. The record is from the annotation of a GenBank genome assembly. NCBI's taxonomy places the organism in Eukaryota, Metazoa, Nematoda, Chromadorea, Rhabditida, Trichostrongylidae.